Choloepus didactylus (southern two-toed sloth) is the source of this 4379-nucleotide messenger RNA. It is a transcript of the gene CLP1, whose product is annotated as cleavage factor polyribonucleotide kinase subunit 1. The record is from RefSeq and is a predicted model, not a curated record. Gene Ontology annotation, cellular component: nucleus; mRNA cleavage factor complex. The transcript has 3 exons. The coding region runs from base 110 to 1387 and encodes 425 amino acids. Gene Ontology annotation, molecular function: polynucleotide 5'-hydroxyl-kinase activity. Gene Ontology annotation, biological process: tRNA splicing, via endonucleolytic cleavage and ligation. Lineage: Eukaryota; Metazoa; Chordata; Mammalia; Pilosa; Megalonychidae.
UGGGUCUGCGUGAACGCGUCGCGGUUGAGCUCAAGUCCUUCCUGUGAAGGCUUCUGCGUUUACCAGUUUGGGCUCGACGCUGUGCAGGUACAGCAGCUACACAGUAAAGAUGGGAGAAGAGGCCAAUGAUGACAAGAAGCCAACAACUAAAUUUGAACUAGAGCGAGAAACAGAACUUCGCUUUGAGGUGGAGGCAUCUCAGUCAGUUCAGUUGGAGUUGCUGGCUGGCAUGGCAGAAAUCUUCGGCACAGAGCUGACCCGAAACAAGAAAUUCACCUUUGAUGCUGGAGCUAAGGUGGCUGUUUUCACUUGGCAUGGCUGUUCCCUGCAGCUGAGUGGCCGCACUGAAGUGGCUUAUGUCUCCAAGGACACCCCUAUGCUGCUCUACCUCAACACUCACACAGCUUUGGAACAGAUGCGGAGGCAGGCAGAGAAAGAAGAAGAACGAGGCCCCCGGGUGAUGGUAGUAGGACCUACUGAUGUGGGCAAGUCUACAGUGUGCCGUCUACUGCUCAACUACGCAGUGCGUCUGGGCCGCCGACCCACAUAUGUGGAGCUGGAUGUGGGCCAGGGCUCUGUGUCCAUCCCUGGUACCAUGGGGGCCCUUUACAUUGAGCGGCCAGCAGACGUUGAAGAGGGCUUCUCUAUCCAGGCCCCUCUGGUCUAUCAUUUUGGCUCCACCACUCCUGGCACCAACAUCAAGCUUUAUAAUAAGAUUACAUCUCGUCUAGCAGAUGUGUUCAACCAAAGAUGUGAAGUGAACCGAAGGGCCUCUGUUAGUGGCUGUGUCAUUAACACCUGUGGCUGGGUCAAGGGCUCUGGCUACCAAGCGCUGGUGCAUGCAGCCUCAGCUUUUGAGGUGGAUGUGGUCGUAGUUCUGGAUCAAGAACGGUUGUACAAUGAACUGAAACGGGACCUGCCUCACUUUGUACGCACUGUGCUGCUCCCUAAAUCGGGGGGUGUGGUUGAGCGCUCCAAGGACUUCCGGCGGGAAUGUAGGGAUGAGCGUAUCCGUGAGUACUUCUACGGAUUUCGAGGCUGUUUCUAUCCCCAUGCCUUCAACGUCAAGUUUUCAGAUGUGAAAAUCUACAAGGUUGGGGCACCCACCAUCCCGGACUCCUGUUUGCCUCUGGGCAUGUCUCAGGAAGACAAUCAGCUCAAGCUGGUACCUGUCACCCCUGGCCGAGAUAUGGUGCACCACCUCCUGAGUGUUAGCACUGCUGAGGGCACAGAGGAGAACCUUUCAGAGACAAGUGUGGCUGGCUUCAUCGUGGUGACGAGUGUGGACCUGGAGCAUCAGGUGUUUACUGUCCUCUCUCCAGCCCCCCGCCCACUGCCUAAGAACUUCCUUCUUAUCAUGGAUAUCCGAUUCAUGGAUCUUAAGUAGAGAUCACCCAGAAACCUUGCUGCCUGAGGCAUGGAGAUAUUCUGGCCUUCCCCAAAGGCAGAUGGGCUGAGAGAUGAGAAUCUGGUGCGGCCAGGCUGACCAGUAAAGGAUGGAGUAGUAGAAAGCAUACAUUCUAUCUUUUAAAACAGGUGGUGGUAACCCGUCUUCUAAUCUUGAAACAAAAGGAAAACCAUGAGAAUAUAAUUGGUUUCUUAGAUUACCUAAGAUGCCAAUUGGAAUUCUCUGAGACCCUGGAGAAUCCCAUUUCUUUCACUGUGCUAUUAUGUGGACUAAUUUUUAGGAGGGGUAUUUUUUUUUUUUUUUAAAUCCCUGCUUUAUAUUCCAUAUACAGUACUUGCUAUCUCAUUUAUUCAGGAUGAAAAUGAAUAGAGGGACUCAUUCUAGUAAAGUUCAAAUUUAAAACAAAUUAUUUUAAUAAAUAUUUUUGUCAUGUCACAGAAAUUGGUACAAUUUUUUAAAUUUUUUUCCUAAGCAUUAUAGUAACAAUGUUGGAAUGAUUUAUUGUUAAAUGCUUAGAGGAUGGGAAAGCCAAGGAUGACCUGUGAGUCACGCAGGUGAGAUUUUAUGAUUUAUCUUUUGCAUUUAGGUAGAGUAAACAUGCUAAAUCUGUUGUCAGUACUGGGUUUACUGUUGGGAAUUAAAGUGUCUGGUGAGACUCUGGAGAUGAGAUUUCAGAUCUAAUCCUCUUCCAGAAAUGACUCAUUUUCUUUGAGUUGCAGCUAUCUCUUCCCUAUUGUCUAUUUGAUUGGAACCUGAGCUGUCAGGUGUUAAGAAGCUGAAACAGCCCAUUCUUUGAUAUCUUGCAAGAGAUUGGUGUCCCUAGUUUGGAUUUGGAUUAUUUAACAGGCAUAUGAUGCCAUUUAUCCGUCCGUUCGUUCUUUCAACAAAUAUUCAUUGAUCAUCCACUAUUUGCCAGGGACCAUUCUAGAUGGGGAACAAGAUAGAGUUCUUAGGGAGCUUAUAUAAUAGAAUAGACAAAUGAAAAAGGAUAAGUGCUAGGCAGAGACUUAAAAUUUGGAUAAUAUGGGAGAGAUGAGAGAGAGGAGGCUACUUUAGCUUGAGUGGUCAGGAAUGGCCUCUGUAAGCACACAUUCCAUUCUAAGACUUGGAAGCCUGUGUGAAUUUUGGGGUAAAACCUUAAACAGUGCAGCACCUUAAGAAAGGACCAAGGUUCAUUGUGGAAAAAGGAAAAGCUGGUGUGGUUACAGUGUAAUGAACUCGGGAGAGUGGUACAAAAUGAAGUUGGAGGGGGCAGCAAUGUAGGACUUUUGAAAAUCAGAGUGAAGAAUUUGGAUUUUACUCUUUAAGAGCAGUGGGGAAGGGUGGUUUAGCAGAGGAAUGAUAUCUAAUUUACAUUCUGAAAAGAUCACUGCUGCUUGAAGAGUGAUAAUAGAGGUGAGAGUAGAAGCAAGUAUACAAGAGACUUUUGUGGUAUUCUCAGUGUGGGAAUUGAUGGGGGUGGGGGAUCCAGGCCAGCAGAGGUGGAGUUGGUGAGUAGAUUGCUUUGGGUUAAUUUGUAGGUAAAAUUGAUAGGACUUGCUGAGGAAAAGGGAUGAAUCUGGUGAGUUAGGGAAAGUCCAGGCUGAAGGCGGCUCAUGGAAACCACUAACCUAUGGAGGGCAUUUAAAGCAGUAAUACUGAAUGAAGUCACUUAGGGAAUGUGCAAAUAGAAAAGAAAAGGGGGGCAGAGUACAGAAUUCCAGGGCAUUUCAAACUUAAGUGGUCAAUUUAUAGUAGUAGGAGCUGGCCAAGGAGACUUGGCUAUGGAUAAGGAAGCAUGGAUGUCAGUGUUGACUUUGAAGAAUGUAGUCCUAGAAUGGUGAGGCUAAAAGCUCUAUAGAAAUAGAUUGAAGUGAUAAUGUAAACUGAGAAAGCAGAGAUAACAGCUAUAGACAGCUCAGGAAGCUUUGCUAAGAAAGUAGUGAAGGGGCAGUAGUCCUGGGGGACAUGGGGUCAAGGGAGGCUUUUUUUUUAAAAAAAACUAUAGGAUGGUUCCUAUCAAUGGAUAUUAGAAGAAGAUAAAAUAAUGAUGGGUAUGUGUGCAUUCCUAACACUUCCAUUUUUUUCUGUAUUUCAUUUUUCAAAUAAAACAUCAAAGAAGAAAUUAGGAAGAAAAUGCAAGAGUGAAAUUGUUUUAUAGACAAGAAGGGAUGGGCUCCAGAGCACAAGUGGAUUUAACACAAAUAGGUCAUUGGUGGUUUGGGUGCUGAAAAGACAAGAGUAUUCUCUCUGAUUACUUCUAAACCCAACAGUGGCAUUUUAUUCUUGUAUGUUUGCUAACUAGUGAAUUGAAUUAACCGUGAUCCUUGGUUUGCCAUCUAUAGGCAUGAGAGAAAGUAAAUGAAGGGGAUUUCAGAAAGUAUAGACAAGCUACACUAGAAAAACUACAAUGUAAUUAUUUGAUACCCCUAGCAAGGUAAUUUAAGUUUGGUGGACUGGUUAUCCCAUUGUCUGAGCCUAGGUUUUUCUGUGGAUUAUUUUUCAGAAGUGGCUGGCAGAGUAAACUUUAUCUUCUAUUAAACAUUCUUUCCAAGAAAUAGCUUACAGGAUCCUAGGGAAUAAUAGAUACUUGGUGAAAACUGGUCAAAGCAACCUCAGAAUGGUGGUUUAUGCCGUUGUUAGUGCUCCACUUAAGAAAGACUUGGCAUACGGUAGUCUAGUGUUGCUGGGGAGUUCAUUAAAAUGUGUGGUUGGAUGAUGGAAGGUAGAAUUUUUUCCCCUUCAUUCGGCUCUGUAUAUUCAGAAGACGUUACUAUUUACAGGGUCUUAGUUCAAAGUAGGAAAAGAAAGAUACCUAAUCUGUAAGGCUGCAGAAAUGAAGCCUUAAGAUCCAAGAAAAAUAUGCAACAGAAAAUGAAAUUAGAUUUCAUCCCAAGGAAAUAUUAAGAUUUGCAUGUGUAGAAUCCUCUGUAAAUAACGGGAAAUCGUAUCUCUUCAAUAAUACCUUAAAUGUACUCUUUAUAAAGUUUGA